CGGAGGGAUCCGUCCUCGGGAGAAGCUGGACACACUCAGCCCGCCGGGAGAAGACUGAACACCGUCCUCCAUCCACCCCUCUCUGUACUAUGACCACCAAACGCAUCGUCGUCGCCGGACCCGCACCAUGGGGCUUCCGACUGGUCGGGGGAAAAGACUUCGAUCAACCUCUAACCAUUUCCAGGGUGUCGCCCGGUAGCAAGGCUGCAUUGGCUGAACUGUACACCGGAGAUGUAGUGGUCACCAUUGAUGAUGGAGAGAACACAGAUGGAAUGACUCAUUUAGAAGCUCAGAACAAAAUCAAGGCCUGUGAAGAUGAUCUGACUCUGACUAUUAACAGGGUUGAAUCCAAGAUUUGGUCACCCCUUGUAUCUGAAGAAGGCAAAGUACACCCAUAUAAAAUGAACCUGGCAUCGAAUCCUCAGGAAGUAAAACAGAUAGGAAGCACACACAAUCGAAGUGCUAUGCCAUUCACUGCUGGCUCCGCUUCCAGCACCCCCAAAGUGAUCACUGCCCAGUACAACAACCCAGCUGGCCUCUAUUCCUCUGAAAACAUCCAAAGCUUCAAUAACACAUUGGAGUCCAAAUCAAACAAUGGUGCCCACGUUACCCAAGUGUCAAACCAAGAUGUAGACCGACCUCAACCUCCUCAAGCGCGGCACAUUGACACAGACUCCGAGGUAUACAAGAUGCUGCAGGAGAACCAGGAAUCAAAUGAACCUCCAAGACAGUCGGUCUCCUUCCUAGUACUGCAGGACAUAUUGGAGAGUGAUGAGAAAGGUGAGAAGCCUUCUGGGUUCCGCAGUGUGAGGGCCCCCACCACAAAAGUGGCUGCUUCUGUUGGCGGAGGGCAAAAAUUGCCAAUCUGUGAUCAUUGUGGAUCAGGCAUUGUGGGAGCUUUCGUGAAGAUCCGUGACAAACCUCGUCACCCUGAAUGCUAUGCGUGCAGUGACUGUGGAAUAAAUCUCAAACAGAAAGGGCACUUUUUUGUAGAGGACAAGAUGUACUGUGAAAAGCAUGCACGGGAGCGUAUGACACCCCCUGAAGGGUAUGAUGUAGUGACUGUAUUCCCAAAGUAA
This is a messenger RNA of Staurois parvus, 1079 nucleotides long. NCBI's taxonomy places the organism in Eukaryota, Metazoa, Chordata, Amphibia, Anura, Ranidae. The record is from the annotation of a GenBank genome assembly.